Molecule: messenger RNA, 3127 nt
Organism: Rhineura floridana
Lineage: Eukaryota; Metazoa; Chordata; Lepidosauria; Squamata; Rhineuridae
Exons: 2
Coding region: 1716-3101 (461 amino acids)
Molecular function (GO): zinc ion binding; nucleic acid binding
Source: RefSeq, a predicted model, not a curated record
AACUCUACAAUGACGAAUAUCCUUGGCGCUUUACUGUCAGAGGCAGACAAUGGUUAAAUUUAACACAUAUUUUUAAAGGAAGCAAAACAGUGGCAGAGUUCUCAAUGAUAGAUGCUGUAGGCUGUUUUGUGAUGUACAAAAUUAGUAUCCAUAUAGACAACCACCUUGACUGCUACAUUCCCUAUGGGGAAAUUAGGAGCAGAGAUAGCCACCCAUCUGCCAUUCCGUUUCCAUAUUACUCCAUCAUUUUGUGACAUCUAAAAUACCAUUUGAUUGAUGGUAAGAAUCAGCAUUGAUCAGGAAAAAAGGCAUAGAUGUGCCAUGAUAACAGAGUUGUUAGCACCAAUAAAACUAUUUCCAGCCAUCACUGCUAUAUGUGCUUAGAAUUAUUAUGAGAUCAGUGCAUGUAACUGAAUCCAUAAUUCACCAUGUACAUCCAUAUUCAUCUCCUGCAAAAUACAUGUGGUACAUUAGCAAGUCCUGUUCCUUUUUAGGAAAUGUCAUCAUUUAGAAUCUGGCUGCAUGUUUGAAGGGCAGCAAAGAGGGAAAGGGCCAGUAAUGCAGAAAUGUUUCUGUCAUGCCAGUUGAUCCCCUUAAUUAUUUUCCUGGGUCCCUGGUCAUAGAUAGUUAACUCCUUUGAUAUUUUUUCAUCCCAGAGACCCGGUGAUUUUUACAGCCCCAGCUGUAUCAGCUUACUGCAAAUUGGCACCUCCUUAUCAGCAACGAGGGGCCUGGUUCCGUCAAGGCCGUAAAAACUCCUACGGUUUGUUAUGGGAAACCAGGAGAGAUGGGGCCUGGUACUGUGGGAACAUCGUUUCAUCAUUCCUGUGUUGGAACUGCUAAAUUAGUUGAUUGCGCCCAGCUGAGGUAAGGAUUUUUCUCUAUAAGAGAAGGCCUCAGCUCUUGGGCUGUGUUCCACUUGUGGGCACCACCUUGCUUAUGGUGAUGCUCUGCGGUGGCUCCACUAUACUUCCUGACUGACCGUCCCUGAGGGGAAAGAUACUAACUCCUGAGAAAGAGCUGAGGCUUGUAAGUACAAUUGAGGCAGUUAGUUUUAUUAUUUUCAUUUUUGUGCCAAGAACCUUUAUAUCUUGUUUGUUAUAUACCUUGCCCCUUUUGGGUGUUGGUUUUAGGAUUUAAUUUGCUGCUCCAACUAAUUGUAUGUACCUUUUUAUCUUUUGUACCCUUUACCCUUUUCUUAUUUUCUUUUUUUAAUAAACUUUACUUAUUUUAAAGCAACGUGUGUUUAUUCCAGAGAAGGGGUUCAGUUACUAAGUUCAGUCCUGGCUGCUUGACCAAACUACCGUGUACUAGAGGAAUAUUUUCACUUAAGACUUCUGAAGGGGCCAGGAGGGUAUUGAGCCUCUGGUCCUGAGAGGCUUGAGUGUUCAGUGGGCUCUGGGGGUCCCUUCACCCCAGAGUGUUUAACCAAUAGAAGGGUGGUGGCAGUACUACCGUGCAGGGUUAGUGUAAAGCAUACACCGCCCUAGCAGACCAGGUUGGCUAGGAUCAAUUGCCCAAGGUUGGGGAUUGAUUCCUGGGACAGUAAAAGUAGGAGGAGGGGAACUCCCUGCUUUCACUACAUGUUGGCAGCGUUUGGGGUCGAAAAAGACUGAACCUAUCUCUGGUUAAACAUAGUUGUGAAAAGGUACAAUUGGAUAAAUUACAAUUAUUAAAGAUUCUGGCACAAAGGUUUGUUGUUUUGGAAAGUCAGGAUGGAUACAAGAUCUAAACAAAAGAAGGCAUUAGAUCAGGUUUCCACUGAGAGUAGUGAUGAGGAACAAACAGAGAUGUUACCUCAAAGCAAUUUUGAAGCAGCAGGAGGCAGCGCAGAGGGGCUGCCAGUCCAAAGCUUUACUCCGGAGGGAGAACGAGCACCGUCACCGGUACGGGGUCGACGGAGUAUGGAUAGCCAAGUUAGCCAGAGUGGGGGUGUGCCACCCAUGGAUAUGUGGGCAGAAAUGCACAACUUCUUCUCGAAACAGAUGGCUCUUAUGACUACCCUUGUACAACAACAACAAGCUUUUGCCCCACCAAGCCAAGGACUGAGGUCUGGCAGAGUGUGUUUGGGAGGAGCGGAUCCAGCAGAUUUUCCGUUUUAUCAAGCGGGAGAGGAUAUCUCCGAGUUUUUUUUAAUCUUUGAGCAAGCGUGUGUGGACCAGUCUUUAGACAAAAAAUACUGGAUGAAAAUUCUACGCACUCAAGGAAAGGGAGAGUUAAGAAGUCUAAUGUGUAAACUCCCGAGAGAGCUAGCUGAUGAUUAUGAAAACUUUGUAAAACUGGCAACAGCCCAGUUUGCGUUAUCCACCAGGGCAUGUUACCAAAAGUUUGAGACUUUGACAAAAAAAUCAAAAGAGACGUUUUCAGCAUUAAGCGCUCGUACUGCUCAAGCUAUGGAUUUGUGGAUUGCAGCUGCAAAAGCUAAUACUUUUGAGCAGUUAAGGACUGUGUAUACUCUGGAGAAAUUUUACAAAAUGUUGCCAAGAGAGCUUGCCGCAGCGGUGCGAGGCAAAAAGCCAAAAAGCUUGCAAGAAGCUGGUCAUUAUGCUGAUGAACUAGAUUCCUUUCAGGACAAAGAGGAAUUGCCUAAAGCAUAUGUUAAAAAACCGGGCAAUUACAAAGGGAAUCAACCAGCGGGUGGAGGAAGUGAGUGGAAGAAAAAAACGUGGCCAUCUGUAGUUAAGUCGGAGGACAAAGGGGAGAGCUCUGUUCCUGCUGCUGUUCCCGUGCGUCCGUCAGUUUACCAACCGAGUAAAGCAGUUUUGGAGAAUUUAUGCUUUCUAUGUAAACAACCGGGGCACAGAAAGGACCAGUGUUCCCAACUGAUUAAGAAGCAGAAUGUGAGUGUCAGCAAAGGGACUAAAAUAGCGGUAGUACAGAGAGCCCGUGAUUAUGAAGAACCAGGAGGGCAGUCAUCUCCGGAAAUUUCCCGUUGGUCGUCUUCGGAUUCUAAUUCCGACCAGGACUGGGAGUUUUCAGCUCCUAGUACUGAGAAUAGUCCCAUCACCCAAAGGAAAGGAAGUAAACAGACUCCUGCGGAAAUUAAAUUCAAUCACCCAAGUGGAUCCAUACCCCUUACCCAGGAUGGACCAUCUGAUUGAAAGGUUGGGGGCUGCUAAGUUCAUCA